AUGCCCAGGUCAAAAAAAUCAGCGCGGACCGGGAAGAAGAAGCCAACAGCUCCGCCUAUCCAGACAGGGUGGUUCACCAUCCGCCGCAUUUUGGACGAGAGGCGCGUCGCAAACACCACCGAGUACCUUGUUGACUGGGACGACGACGCCACUACCGGCGCAUCGCACACGCCUACCUGGGUCGUGAGCGCCGACGUAACCGCCCUAGCCAAGGAAGAGUGGAAGAAGAGCAAGGCAUCAAGCACCCCCAUACCACUGCCCGCGACGUUGGGAUCCUCUGCCAGCCAGGUCGAUCAAUCGCCGCGCCCUGCAAACUUCCGCCAGAUAGAGCGAACGAAAUCAAAGACACGCGCCAGAUCUUGUUCUACUGCUUCGAGUAUUGAUGCUGGGCCCGCUACGAAGCGCCCGCGAUAUAGUUCCAGUCCCUCCACUGACCAAGUCCCCUCUAUUGUCUCGGGCCCUUCUCCCAGCCCUGCGGCUGAUGUACCUGAGAUCGAAUAUUUCACCAACUCCAACCCGCCAACUGAGAUUUGUAUCGGUAUCCCAAAGGCGCCAAACUUUGACACCUCAGAGUUCUUCAGCGUGUGCAGAUCGCAGUCCGCCAGUCACCCAUCGCAAUCGUUGAGUGAGCUCGAAGAGCAGGACCAGCGAGUCGCGCUUUCUAGUCAAAUCAGCCUCCGAACUGUUCCAGACUCUCAAGACUACUCUGGGCAAUCACUAUCCACUGCCUCUCUGCAUAAAGCUACCGAUCACUUUGUCUCUUCCCUUGUAGCAUCGGACGGCGUCGAAAUUCCAGACUCGCUAGAACGGGACGUGAUCCCGGACUCGCUGGAUCGAGACAGGAAUCACACCAUCACACCAAGUGGCACAGGAGAUCUCCAAGAAUAUAUUCCCCAGUCUAGCAUUCCGGCUGGACUCAACGCCAGCUCUGUUAUCCCUUCCCAUCAAGAGGUCACCAAAGAGCAGUCCUUACCCGAAGUCCUCGGACUCGACAGUAACCCAGGUGAUUCGGACCAGCCUCACAGAUUGUCGCAAAUCGCAGCCAAACCCUCAGUUGGUGCAAGCUCCGGCGAGGCGCUGGUAUUUCUUUCCCAAAUUGAAAUACACGAACCUUCUCUGCUUCUUUCUAGCUCCCCCGGCCGCGAGCCGUCACCUCCAUCUCCUAGCCAGGCGGCCAUAAGCACGGCCCCGCAAGUCAACCACGGAAUAUCGCAAGACGCCCAGGUAGUUCACAACUUUCUCGAUACUGAGUCGGAAGACGUUACCGAUAGCAACAACACCAAGAUUGCAGAGAUUAGUGGCUAUCCCCUUCAGCACGACAUCAGCAUGGCAGACAACAUGCAUGGCAACUCUGGCACUCAGCGGUCAGCUGUAGACGAGUUGAAUGAACUCUUUACGCUCCACUCAAGAACAUAUUCUCAAACACGGCCAGAAGAAGUUAUAAAUCAACCUAUCAACACAGACAUUGAGGUCUCCGAUUUGAGCGAGACACAAAACGAAGUGCAGCAGAACUCGCCUCCGACUACGGGUGCUCUGGAAUCCAGCCACUGGCACCCGCCAACAGUCGAGGCAGUUGACGAUCCAGACCUGAGUGGUACAGGAAUCGCCUUUGAUACCCAGCCUGCGGCAAACACGCAGAUACUCGUGCCUAUACAUACUCUUCAAGAGCUGCCUGAUACCAUCUCACCUUCAGACAUCUUGGAAACUGCUGGAGCAGUGUUGAAUGCCAACACCGAUCCAAUGCUCGACUCACUUGGAGUAACACCCGCUGCUAUAUUUGGGAGCUCUGAAGAACACUUUAGCGCGGGACAGCAGCCGCCAGGCUCACCAUCAUCAUCUACCACCAGCGACGAACCUGCACUCAUGCAACAUGUUAUCACAUUGCCGUUCCAAGCAAAUUUACGACCGCAAUAUGACGACACCUUACUGGCUCACAGAAAGUACAUCACUGAGUUUUCUAAAGUCUUCAGCAACGAAGAGUAUGUCGACCCAAAACCUAGUCUCGUUGCGAAGAUCGAUGAUCUGUUUCUUGCUCUCCGCAACUACUGUGAUUACCCACAAGACCUUGUCGGUACCACGCUCGAAAAGCUAUCGCCACCUGAGCAGGCGAAGUACGCCUGCGACGCCAACCCAAAGUUCUGUUUCGUGUUUGAGCUUUUACAAGGCAUAGAAACCAAUAUUCGUGUCCUUAUUAUUGCCCAAUCUAUCGAGCUCCUGCAGCUUUUGGCACAUAUUACGACGACUUUGGAUAUUGAUUGUUCUGCGCGAGCGCUGGGGUCAUUAGAUAACAACUCGAAUGACUCGGCGUGUAAUGUGACACUGGCAUUGCCAAGCGAGGAGAUUGACAUUGAUGAGUUCGAGGUUGUUAUCGGCUUUGAUCACUCAUUUAGUGGCUCACCGGUAGCCAAGGCUUUAUCUCCCGAGGGGCAGGCGGUACGCCCGCCAAUGCUACUCUCACUUGUCACUACGCACUCUAUUGAGCAUAUUGACAGACAUCUGCCAGAAGAACUGAGCCCUCUAGAGAGAAGAAACGCUCUGUUGGCAACUAUUGUCAAUGCGAGAAAGCUUACCACUGACCCAGACCGGGGCUAUCCUGAACCCCACGAAAUCGCGAGCAUGUUUUGCGACUUUCUAAACGGCGCUGUCGAGGGAGUCUUGUGGGACCCAAUUCCAGUGCCAGAGGAAGUGCUUGAUAUUUACAUGAGCUCGCAGUCGCAGUCGCAGCAACCUGCAGUGGUUGAGGCAGAGGGCAACCGUAAGCGCAAGCUUGAUGAUUACGACGAAGAAGAGGCAAAAAGGGCACGUACGAUUCCAAAGGGAUCUACAACUUGCAAAGAAGAAGUGCCUUUGCCUGACGAUGUGCGCCAACUUCUCGAUUCUGCCUCAACAGCUAGCGAGAAUCUUCCUGGCUCGGGUGUGUCCAUUCAAAUUUCACUAUCAGUGCUGCAGGCGAUCGCGGAGAAGAUGUCGGAGCUUGAGCGGCGAGUUGCAUUGAGUGAGACGGAGGCCCAAUAUAAGGCUGUGAUCGAGAGCCUAGAGGCGCGUCUCAAGGAAUAUGAGCGAACUUCGGGCAAAACCUAUGAGAAAUAUCGGGCUGCUGUUGAGGAGCGGUCGAAUUUUGAAAGAGAAAAGAAGGAAGCAGACGCGGCCCUCCAAUCAGCACAAGAGGCAGCCCAAAAGAAGAGCACCAAAUUACAGGCCAAGAUCGAAGAGCUGGAGGCCGCCGUUUCAAGGCUUACAUCCGGUGGCGAGGGCGAGGGAGCGAACCCGCUGGCGACCUCUGAGAAACUACUUCAGGAAGCUCGACAGACGGCGAACAGGCUUGAAAAGCGUCUGCAAAAUGCCACACAAGAUGGUGAGUAUGCCAAGAACGCAUACCAAGAAGCAUCCAGUGCGGCGACGGCCCUGCAGACGGAGAAUAGGGAGCUCAAGGGCCAGAACGAAAAGCUGCGCUCGCGCGGCUCGGAGAAUGUGGUUAGGAUCCACGAGAUGCAACACGCGUCCAUGGCUAAGGUGUACCUGAAGCAGGUGGACGAGCUCCAGACGCAGAAGCGCGAGCGAGAGAGGGAGCUCGACCGCGUGCGGGAGGAACUGCGGCAGGCGAGGACGCGGCGCGAGACGAGGCAGGCCAGUGUACCGCGUAGUCCGCGUAUGGGCCUGAUGAGUCACAGCACCGGGCGGCCGAACCCGACGAGUCGAGGGACGAGCCCAACGGGCACGACGGAGGCGGGCGGCGCCAUGAUUGGGGCGCAGCCGAAUGGGCGGUGGAACCAUCUCCGGGAGUAA
Cordyceps militaris CM01 is the source of this 3786-nucleotide messenger RNA. RefSeq lists its product as uncharacterized. Lineage: Eukaryota; Fungi; Ascomycota; Sordariomycetes; Hypocreales; Cordycipitaceae. The transcript is spliced from 2 exons. The record is from RefSeq and is a predicted model, not a curated record. The coding region runs from base 1 to 3786 and encodes 1261 amino acids.